UUGAAUCCAUAGAUACUUUUCAUUAUGCAAUAUGAUGGAUCCAUCAUCACCCUCCAUCUCCAUAUCACAAAAACAGCACCCUCUCCCUUUCCCUGAAUCGGUGUCAGCACUGCCUUCCUCUCCUCGUCAUCAUUAUCAUAAUGACACAUCUGAUCUCCUCCUCAUCCCUCACGUGCCUGGCUCCAAACUCCGCCUCAUGUGCAGCUACGGCGGCCACAUCAUGCCACGUGACAACUCCCUCUACUACGUCGGUGGCGACACUCGUAUCGUCGCCGUUGACCGUCACUCUUCCUUAUCACACCUCUUUUCUCACCUCUCUCGCACUCUCCUUCAUGGAAGAAGACCUUUCACUCUCAAGUACCAUCUUCCCAAUGAAGACCUUGACAACCUCAUCACUGUUUCCACUGAUGAAGACCUCCAGAAUAUGAUAGAUGAGUAUGAUCGUUUGUCUUCAAACCCUUCUCCUUCACCUUCUCGACUCAGAUUGUUCCUCUUCUUCUCAAAACCAGAUACUGCUGUUUCCAUGGGAAAUGGUCACUUUUAUAAUCAUGCAUGGUUUGUGGAAGCUCUCAACAACUCAGGGAUUCUGUCUCGUGUUGUUUCAGAUUCUGCAGCUGCUGUUGAUAACUGCCUCCUCAACCUCGAUGAUUAUGAUAUUAGUGCUUCAAGUAAUGACGAAAAUACUAAUAAUAAUGUUAUCAAGGAGCAUUUGAUUGAUGUUGAUUAUUCAGUGCCUGUGGAGGAGGAGGAGGAGAAGAACAUGUUUAAUUAUUCAAUUGCUAAUCUUCGAGUUCGUGUUGAUCAUGACGAUGAUGGUAGCGGGGUGAAGCAAGAGCAGAGGCUUAGGAUGGAACAACAGCAUGAAAACAACUUUGAUAAUGUGAAGCAGCAAAACGAUCCUUUUCUUGAAUCUUCUUAUUGUCACGAUGGCCGUGCUGGUUAUGAUUUCAUCAAUAGGGUUGUGUCCGAUGAUCGAAAGCCUCCUUUGCCGUCGCUCAUUGUUCAACCAAGGACCACCGGAGCUAGCCUUGGUUUGCCUUCUCCAGAUUCACUAGCAAGUGAUAGCAGUGUUGCAUCUGCAUGUGUGGACAACAAAGAUACAACUUUGUCAAAUAAUAUCAAAAGUGAAGUAUUUGAUCAAAAUCAACAAGGGGAACAAGCAAAGGAUCUUGAUUACACCCCACCCCAACAACAAUUGAAUCAAAACCAGCAACCUCAGACAUAUCAACAACAUCAAUUUGUCUAUAUUCAUCGUCCUAUAGGUACAGGUCAAGUUCCAUUGUCAUCCUACUACCCAGUUUAUGCCCCACCAUCACAAUCACACCAACUUCAUCAGUAUCCUGUUUAUGUAAUGCCAAUUGGACAUGGAUCGACACAACCAUACAACAUGGCUUUACAAUCCAAUUUAUCUGACACAAAUGUCGUAGCUUCAACUAUGCCACUAAUACCACAAAGUGUUGUACCUGAGGUGAAUCCAAGUGUUUAUAAAACUCCUAUGGCAUCAAAUCCAUCUUUUAUUCAAGUUCUUUCUAAUCAAUAUCAGCAGCAAUACGUGAGUUUAUCUCAAAAUAUUCAUCAUCCACCACAGAAGACUAUUUAUGGUUAUGAAUAUGGUGGAGGUGGAGCUACGCAAGAACAAGUAUACUACACACAACAGCAGCCCGCAAAUGCAAAUGCACCUCCUCAGUACCAAUCCAUGACCCCAGCACCUGCUGUAGCAGCACUAUUAGAUGUUUCAAAACAAUUUCCUAUAGACAACAACAUCCAGCAGCAAAACAGAACUUCACAGCAAGUAUAAUUCGACUUGGAGAACAUUGUGUC
This is a messenger RNA of Medicago truncatula (barrel medic), 1821 nucleotides long. RefSeq lists its product as uncharacterized. The coding region runs from base 32 to 1798 and encodes 588 amino acids. The transcript is spliced from 2 exons. Gene Ontology annotation, molecular function: protein binding. The record is from RefSeq and is a predicted model, not a curated record. NCBI's taxonomy places the organism in Eukaryota, Viridiplantae, Streptophyta, Magnoliopsida, Fabales, Fabaceae.